AUGGCCAUCCAGACUUCCUCUACUCCCACCACGUUUGCCAUUUCUCCCGAGGUCUUUGGCCUCAAGCGCAGAUUGAGUGCAAGCCCGCGCACUCGGUAUCAGCAAAAUAUGGAUCCCGAAUCCCUCGUGAACUCGUUCGGCGCCAUUGGCCUGGACGGCUCCAAGACCCAGACACAACCAGCAUCAGGCGUUAAUACGACCCCCCUCGGCUCUCGCAGCAACCAGUCUCCCCUCAAGGAUGUUACCAAUCACCUCGCCGAUGCGCCGCCUGUGGCCGCCUUGCCCUUCUCAAUCACUGGAAACCAGUCCGGCUCAAUCGCCUUCGCGCAGAACACCAUUGCCACCCACCCCAUCCCCACCAGCGCAUUCAUCACCGAUCCUAAUGCGAUUGUAGCUGGCGCGCGCGUUUCCACUACCACCUUUGUCCGCCCUCCCCUCCCCUCUAGCCAGGCCAGCGCACCUAUGCUGCAAAAGCCCUCUAUCACUGCCAGCGCCUUUAACUGCAACCCCAACACCUUCGCUGCCGCCUACAACGCGCGCAUCCCAAUGUUUAGCGUUAAUAUCUCCCCUUCCACGGCUAGCGCAUUCGGGUUGCCGAGCACCUGGACCGCUGUCUCUAACUUCCAAGAAGAAGAACCCAUGGACGUCGACGACCCGUACGCCAUGGAGAUCUGCCUCCCCGACCCCGAUGCGAUGGACACUUCUCCGAACAGCGAGAACUACACCGUCCCCUUCUUCCCAUACCAUGGCCCUCAAGGGUUUGCGGCACCGCAGUUUGGACGCCUCUUCCAGCCCCAUACACGCGCCGCCCGCUCGUCCGGAGCUCUACUCUCUGCCUCCUCGUCAGCCGUGGUCUUCUACGCUCACUGA
Messenger RNA from Schizophyllum commune H4-8, 870 nucleotides. RefSeq lists its product as uncharacterized. Lineage: Eukaryota; Fungi; Basidiomycota; Agaricomycetes; Agaricales; Schizophyllaceae. The transcript is spliced from 6 exons. The coding region runs from base 1 to 870 and encodes 289 amino acids. The record is from RefSeq and is a predicted model, not a curated record.